Coregonus clupeaformis (lake whitefish) is the source of this 5618-nucleotide messenger RNA. Its product is annotated as mucin-2-like. Lineage: Eukaryota; Metazoa; Chordata; Actinopteri; Salmoniformes; Salmonidae. The record is from RefSeq and is a predicted model, not a curated record. The transcript has 4 exons. Bases 147 to 5618 code for a protein of 1823 amino acids.
CCACAACAACCACAACUGCUCCCACAACAACCACAGCUAUUCCCACAACAACCAAAGCUGCUGCCACAACAACCACAGCUGCACCCACAACAACCACAGCUGCUCCCACAACAACCCGAUCAGCACCAACAACAGCUAAAGCUGUGAUGGCAAUAACAACUAUAGCUGCAUCUUCAACAACCACAGCUGAUUCCACAACAACAACAGCAGUUACAACAAUCACAGCCAUCCCAGCUGCACCCACAACAACCAUAGCUGAUGCUAUGACAACAGCUGCAGCAACAACAACGGAAGAUGUACCCACAAUAACCACAACUGCUGCUACGGCAACAAAAUAUUUACCAACGACUAAUAAUGCGGAGACGACAACAACCACAGCUGCACCCACAACAACCACAUUGGCUAUGGCAGCAACCAAACCUGCUGCCACAUCAACAGAUGUGGCUACGACAACUACAGCUGUGACUUCAACAACAGCUGCACCGAUAACAGCCACAGCUGCUCCCACAACAAACAUGGUGGCUGCUAUGACAACAGCUGCGGCAACAACAAGUGAAGCUGUACCCACAACAACCACAAAUGCUGUUACAACAACAAAAUAUUUCCCAACGACUAAUACUGCGGAGACGACAACAACCACAGCUGCACCCACAACAACCACAUUGGCUAUGGCAACAACCACACCUGCUGCCACAUCAACAGAUGUGGCUACGACAACAACAGCUGUGACUACAACAACCACAGCUGCUCCCAAAACAAACACAACUUCUCUGACAAACACCAAACCUGCAACCACAACAACCACAGAGGCACCAACGUCAACUACAGCUGGAGCAACAAUCACAAACAUCCCCACAACAACCACAUCUGCUCCCACAACAACCAUAGCUGAUGCUAUGACAACAGCUGCAGCAACAACAACUGAAGCCAUACCCACAACAACCACAACUGCUACUAUGACAACAAAAUAUUUACCAACGACUAAUAAUGCGGAGACGACAACAACCACAGCUGCACCCACAACAACCACAUUGGCUAUGGCAGCAACCAAACCUGCUGCCACAUCAACAGAUGUGGCUACGACAACUACAGCUGUGACGUCAACAACAGCUGCACCAAUAACAGCCACAGCUGCUCCCACAACAAACAUGGUGGCUGCUAUGACAACAGCUGUGGCAAUAACAAGUGAAGCUGUACCCACAACAACCACAAAUGCUGUUACAACAACAAAACAUUUCCCAACGACUAAUACUGCGGAGACGACAACAACCACAGCUGCACCCACAACAACCACAUUGGCUAUGGCAACAACCACACCUGCUGCCACAUCAAUAGAUGUGGCUACGACAACUACAGCUGUGACUACAACAACCACAGCUGCUCCCACAACAAACACAACUUCUCUGACAAACACCAAAGCUGCAACCACAACAACCACAGAGGCACCAACGGCAACUACAGCUGGAGCAACAAUCACAAACAUCCCCACAACAACCACAGCUGCUCCCACAACAACCAUAGCUGAUGCUAUGACAACAGCUGCAGCAACAACAACUGAAGCCGUACCCACAACAACCACAACAGCUCCUACAACAAUGACAGCUUUACCAACGACUAAUACUGGUGCAACGACAACAGACACAGCUGCUCCCACAACAACCACAACUUCUCCCACAACAACCACAGCUGCACCCACAACAACCACAGCUGCUCCCACAACAACCCGAUCAGCACCAACAACAGCUAAAGCUGUGAUGGCAAUAACAACUAUAGAUGCAUCUUCAACAACCACAGCUGAUUCCACAACAACAGCAGCUGCUCCCACAACAAACACAACUGUUCCCAAAUCAACCACAGCUCCUCCAACAAUAACUACAGCUGCUCCCACAACAACCACAGAUGUACCAACGACAAAUAAAGCAGGGGCAACAAUCACAGCCGUCUUCACAACAACCACAUCUGCUGCCACAUCAACAGCUGUGACUACAAUAACUACAGACGUCCCCACAACAAUCCCAGUUGCCGCAAAAACAACCACAGCUUUCCCCAUAACAACUACAUCUGCUGCUACGACAACAACAGCUUCAGCUACAACAACCACAGCUUCACCCACAACAACAAACACAGUUGUGGCAACGACAACAAACACAGUUGCGGGUACGACAACUACAGCUCUGCAUACAAAAACCACAGCUGCACCUACAACAACAACAGCUGUCCACACAACAAACAUAGCUGCAAUGACAGCAGCUGCUGCAACAACAACCGGAGCCAUGCCCACAACAACCACAACUGCUCCUACAACAACCACAGCUGCUCCAUCAAUAACCACAGAUUCACCAACAACAUCUAAAGCAGGGGUUACAACAACCACAGAUGCUACAGCAGCUCCCACAACCACAUCUGCUGCUACAUCAACAACAGCUGCGGCUCCAACAACCACAGCCAUCCCCACAACAACCACAGCUGCUGCCACAACAACCAGAUCAGCACCAAUGACAUCUAAAGAUGGGGCUACACCAACCACAGCUGUCCCCACAACAACCACAACUACUACAGCAGCUACCACAACCACAGCUGCUGCUAAAACAACAGUCGCUGCGACCACAACAAUUACAGUUGUGCCGGCGACAACCACAGCUGCCGCCACAACAACCACAGCUGCUCCCACAAUAACUGCUGACACCAAAAAAAACACAUCAGCACCAACAACAUCUACAGCUGAGGCUACAACGACAACUACAACUGGGGAAACAAUCGCACCAUUGCUCACAACAACCACAGCUGUAUUAACAACAUCCACAGCUGAUGCCAAGACAAGCACAGCUGCCCUCACAACAACCACAGCUGCUCCCACAACAACCACAGCUGCAACCACUACAACCACAGCUGCUCCCACAACAACCAAAGAUUUAACAAUGACAGCUACAGCUGGGGUAACAAUCACAGCUGUCCUCACAACAACCACAGCUGCUGUCACAUCAACAGCUGAGGCUACAACAACUAUGGCCAUCCCCACAGCAAUCCCAGCUGCACCCACAACAAAUAAAGCUGCAAUUGCAACAACAACUAGAGCUGCACCUUCAAUAAGCACAGCUGCUCCAACAACAACCACAUCUGCUCCCACAACAACAGCUGACACCACAACAACCACAUCAGCACCAACGACAUCUAAAGCAGGGGCUACAGCAACCACAGCUGUCCCCACAACAAUUACAGCUACUACAGCAGCUCACACAACCACAACUGCUGCUACAUUAACAACAGCUACGGCUACAACAACCACAACCAUCCACACAACAACCACAGCUGCUGCCACAUCAACAGCUGAGGCUACAACAACUAUGGCCAUCCCCACAGCCAUCCCAGCUGCACCCACAACAACCAUAGCUGAUGCUAUGACAACAGCUGCAGCAACAACAACGGAAGCUGUACCCACAAUAACCACAACUGCUGCUACGACAACAAAAUAUUUACCAACGACUAAUAAUGCGGAGACGACAACAACCACAGCUGCACCCACAACAACCACAUUGGCUAUGGCAGCAACCAAACCUGCUGCCACAUCAACAGAUGUGGCUACGACAACUACAGCUGUGACUUCAACAACAGCUGCACCGAUAACAGCCACAGCUGCUCCCACAACAAACAUGGUGGCUGUUAUGACAACAGUUGCGGCAACAAGUGAAGCUGUACCCACAACAACCACAAAUGCUGUUACAACAACAAAAUAUUUCCCAACGACUAAUACUGCGGAGACGACAACAACCACAGCUGCACCCACAACAACAGAUGUGGCUACGACAACUACAGCUGUGACUACAACAACCACAGCUGCUCCCACAACAAACACAACUUCUCUGACAAACACCAAAGCUGCAACAACAACCACAGAGGCACCAACGGCAACUACAGCUGGAGCAACAAUCACAAACAUCCCCACAACAACCACAGCUGCUCCCACAACAACCAUAGCUGAUGCUAUGACAACAGCUGCAGCAACAACAACUGAAGCCGUACCCACAACAACCACAACAGCUCCUACAACAAUGACAGCUUUACCAACGACUAAUACUGGUGCAACGACAACAGACACAGCUGCUCCCACAACAACCAACGACAACAACCACAGCUGCACCCACGACAACCACAUUGGCUAUGGCAACAACCACACCUGCUGCCACAUCAACAGAUGUUGCUACGACAACUACAGCUGUGACUACAACAACAACAGCUGCACCCAAAACAGCCACAGCUGCUCCCACAACAAACAUAGUGGCUGCUAUGACAACAGCUGUGGCAACAACAAUUGCUGCUACAAAAACCGCAGCUGCCCCCACAAAAACAACACCAGCACCAACAACAACUACCGUUGCAGCGGCAACAACAAUUACAGCUGCAUCUACAUCAACCACAGCUGCUGCUACGACAACAACAACUGCGUCUACAACAACCACAUCCGUCCCCACUACCACCACAGAUGCUGCCACAACAACCACAGCUGCACCAACGACAACCACAGCCGUGACGAUGACAACAACAGCUUCAUCCACAACAACCACAUUUGCUCCCAUAACAACCACUGCUGCUCCCAAAACAGCCAAAUCAGCAGCAACAAAAAUUACAGCUGCGGCUACAACAACCACAGCCACAUCAGCAGCAACAACCACGGGUGCACCCACAACAACCACUGCUGCACCAACGACAACUACAGCUGCUCCGAAAACAACCACAGCUGCUCCCACAACAACCACCUCUGGUCACACAACAACCACAGCUGCACCCUCAACAGCAAAUUCCACAAUACCAAUAUCAGCACCAAUGACAUCUACAGCUGGGGCAAUAACACAAGUCCCCACUCUUCCUACAAGAAACACAGCAGCACCAACGACAAUAACAUUUGUGGCGAUCACAACUACAGCUGCACCAAAAACAACCACAGCUGCUCCCACAACUGCCAAAGCUGCACCCACAACAGUCACAUCUGCUCCCACUACAAUCACAGCCGCUGGUACGAAAACCACAGCUGUGGCUACACCAACCACAGCUGUCCCCAAAAUGAACACAGCUGUUCCCACAACAACCACAUCUGGGGCUACAACAACCACAGAUACACCCACAACAACCCCAGCUGCACCAACGACAACUACAGCAGGGGCGAAAACAACUACAGCUGCACCCAAAAUAACCACUGCUGGUCACAUAACAACCACAGCUACACCCACAAAAACCACAGUUGCUUCCACAACAACCACACCUUCUGCUACAUCAACAAUAGCUGGGGUUCAAACAACUACAGCUGCCCCAACAACAACCACAGUUGCAUUAACAACAUCCACAGCAUCCACCACAACAACCACAGCAACACCAAUGAAAAUCACAGCUGCUGCUACAACAACAACAGCUGUUACUUCAAAAACCACAGCCGUCCCUACAAUAACCACAGCUGCUCCUGUAACAACCACUGCUGCUCCCACAACAACCAAAGCUGCUCCCACAACAACCGAAGCUCCUCCCACAACAAUCACAGCAGCACCAACAACAAAAACUGCUGUGGCAAUAACAACUACACCUGCAGCCACAACAACCACAGCUGCUCCCAUAUCAACUACUGCUAG